GAAGAAGACGCGAAGACCGCCCGCGAAGACUAACGGACGCAAGCGAAAUGUGUUCCGUUGUUUACUUUUACUUUCACCCGUCAUCCGAGGACACCCGUCGCUCCUAUGCUGUUUUAAAUUAUCGUGUAUGUGUCUGCCGUGGCAUGUGCUGUGAACUCUUUCUCAAAGAGCUCAUUGCCAACGAGCCGCUGCCCGAGUCGCGGGCCAACUUCGACUUCUCUGGUGCCUCAAACGCCCGACGAGCGGCGGGUUCGCCUUGUCCCCCUGUCGUGGCGCCUUUAGCAGUGCUGGCACCAUCGCGACCGAGGGCCGAGGCUGGCCGGAGCAGAGAGGCGAAGACCCCCCUCACCUCACUUCUCCCGGCCCUCGGCCCGGCCCCACGCUCUGCAGCGUCAAGCGGCGGACGAUAUUUCUUCUUUAAUGCGCCGCUGAUGCCAACACUCACCCACCUCUCGCUCCAGGCUCCGGGCUCCAGGCCGACGGCGGCGGCGGGGGCGUGGCGUAGCGUGGCGGAGCGCAGAGGAUGCACCAUGCCGGCACGGCACGCCAGGCGCAUGUCCGUCGUGGCCCUGGCCGCGGACCCAGCGGACCCCCCUAGCGGCCCCGAGGACACCGUCGCGGGAUCGUCGGCCUCCUUCGUAAACUCAGGUCCUGGUCCGGGCGCCCCGGUGCUGGCUGCCGUGGACCUGUCCGGGGCCGGGGCGGCGUCCCUCGGGGGCAGCGACCUGUCCGCCGUGUCGGCCGAGAUGUCGGCGUCCGGCUCCUCCAAGUCCAGCGUGGGCGGCGGGCUGCGCGUCAACAGCGCCGGCAAGAAGGUGGGCUCGCGGUACGGCGACAGACCGUCCUCGCACGACAUGCCCAGGCCCUACUUCGAGGACAUCGGCAGCAGGAACGUCUCGGCCGUGGUCGGCCAGACCGCCGUGCUGCGCUGCAGGGUCAAGCACCUCGGCGAGCAAAAGGUGUCGUGGAUCCGGAAGCGUGACCUGCACAUCCUCACCAACACCAUCUUCACGUACACGGGCGACGGCCGGUUCGCCGUGGUGCACCCGGAGGGCUCGGACGACUGGGACCUCAAGAUCGAGUUCGUGCAGCUGAGGGACGGUGGCAUCUACGAGUGCCAGGUCAACACGGAGCCCAAGAUCAACCACGCCAUCAUGCUGUCGGUGGAAGACACGGACAGUCCAAGCAGGACAUCUACCGGGGCCUCCAAAAAUAAAGCCGCGCAGGCCAACAUCUCCGGGCCCGAGGAGGUCUUCGUCAAGAAGGGCUCCACCAUCAGCCUGACGUGCACGGUGAACGUGCACUCGACGCCGCCCGGCUCGGUGCUGUGGUACCACGGGCCCUCCGUCGUGGACUUCGACUCGCCGCGCGGCGGCAUCUCGCUGGAGACGGAGCGCACCGAGAAGGGCACCACCUCCAAGCUGCUCGUCACCCGGGCCGAGCUGUCCGACUCGGGCAACUACACGUGCGUGCCGUCCAACGCCAACCCCGCGUCCGUCGGCGUGCACGUGCUCAAUGGUGAGCACCCCGCCGCCAUGCAGAGGCCGUCCAACGGCGCGGCGAGGUCGUCGUGGAGGUCGCGGAGCGGGUUGGCGCUGCUGCUGCUGGCGGUCGUCGUCAACUCCAGAUGAUAAAUCCCCCGCCCUGGGCAGCCCUGGGUGGGGCUCCUGGCGGGCGGGAGGUCCCCGACGACGGCGCCGCGGGCCCCUCCCCGCGUCCAGGACGACGCGAGGGACACUGGAAGACUCUCAGUGCGAACCAAUGAACGCCAAGUGACGAGAGGAAGUGUGGCUGCGUGUGUGUGCGUGAAUGUGAGUGUGUGGGUGAGUGGGCGUGGCCAGCCGAAGGGCUGAAGACACCGACAGUGCGUCCAGGGCGGCCAAUCUCCGGUCCGCCCUCCAGGCCAGGGCCUCCAGGCCAGGGCCUCCAGGCGCCUCCAGGCCGGGAACUCCGGAGACUGCAGCGGAUUUCGGCUGCCGAUCCGCGGCAUGACGUCAUCGUCCUUCCGGCCGCCGGCCUGCCGGGGCAUCGACAUGCGCACCCAGCGCCUCUCUGUCCCCGUCCAGUGACACCAACCGAACAGAGAGCGGUCUGGGGAGCGGUCGAGCGCCCGGCUCACGAAGGCCACCGUGUAUCAUCCCUGCCUGCAUUCGGCUCCCUUCGGGCGAGACAGGCACCAUCAACCUCACACGGGUUGCCUGGACUGCUUGGUCCACCCGCCACCUGUCUUGCCGUGCGAGUUGCCGAGGCGGGAAACGCGUUUUCAGUUCUGUUUGACGCAUUGUUAUGAGGUUUUGUUCUCAAUCAAUUUAUUGUUAUUCUUAUGGUUACGACAUGCUCAAAAUUAAGCAAAGCUUUCCGCACGAUCAUCACCAAUUCCUCUUCUGGACUUUUCGGCCUAAUGCUGUCCACACUGGUCCGGGCUGCUCAGCGGCUUCUUGAUCACAAGUUCUUGUUUGUCUCCUCGUGAAACCAUAGGAAUUCCGUAGAUCAGAUCUAGUUUCAAUUGUUUUUUUUUUUUUAUUUUUUUUUAUCACUUAGAGCAAUGGUGUGCAAAGUGCGCGUGAAGGCAGUUCGAAGAAAUUGGAAGACUUGGUGCUUUAGUUUUCUUUAUGAUGCGCUAAGUCCUAGAAUGUGAUAGUGCGGGCAAGGUCGGGGAAACGUCUAUUUUCGAUAUGAAUUCUAACAUAUUUCUCCGAUCACGCGUUUUGAAACGGCAACAACACGUGUUUUUAAUUGAAAUGCUCUGGUAGCCUUCUUGAGAGGGUGCAACAGUUUGGACUCAACUCUGCUUUUCCAUUCACGUCGUAAAGAAAAACCGGUUGAAAACCAGCAACCAAAAUUUGUUUUUGUUAAAUAUAAAUUAAGAGUGAAGAGCAGAGUCGAUCCUCCCUUCGGACCUUUUACUCAGGUUUCCUGCUAUAAAUCAAUGUAAAUACUAAUUUUACGUAAGAUGAUAUUUUAUGUUUAUUGAAGAUUGUGUACAGAUGUAAUAUAUUGUACAGCGUAUUGUGAACGGCGUGUGCCUCGGGCGUGGUCGUUGUUAAUUGUCUGAUGUAUAUGGUUUCGUUGUCCCCGUUUUGUACACUGAAAUUUGACUCACCUAAUUGUUUCAUCCUGCGCACCCGUUGGGUCGUGGGCAUGCCGUGUCUGUCCAGAUGCCUUUUGCAGGAGACUUUUCCCCACGCGGCUGUCGAGAAUCAAAAUGGAGACGUAGUCAUGUUAAAAUACUAAACGUGCCAUCGGGCACGCUUAAGUAAACGCGUUGACAUGGAAAUGAAAAGAAGCGUGUUACAAUAAUUUCUUUUGUAAAAUAAAUAUAAUGAUCUCCCUGUAAAAAAAAAUUGACAAAAAUAAACAAUAUCUCGAAGUA
Molecule: messenger RNA, 3373 nt
Organism: Thrips palmi
Lineage: Eukaryota; Metazoa; Arthropoda; Insecta; Thysanoptera; Thripidae
Product: titin-like
Exons: 10
Coding region: 48-1631 (527 amino acids)
Biological process (GO): synapse organization
Cellular component (GO): neuron projection membrane
Source: RefSeq, a predicted model, not a curated record